UGUUCUUAUAUGAUGCAGCUGGCCCUAACAGGGGUCCCUGGUUUGGACUCGAUGUACAUACAUGUGCAUUUUGAACUGCGUGGAAUGUGACAGGAAAAGGCCAGUUCUGCUAUCAAUUUCCCUGUCCUCCAUCUCCAGUUCCCCUCGGGAAUCUGCCGGAAAGUCGCCUUCAGAAGCUCAAUUCCAGUCCAUUCCAGACUUGUCAAUGUCGACCGUAGGGCGUAUCUUCGGAGUCUGGACCGAAUAAGUGUGUAAUCUGCUCGGGAGUGACCCCGCCAUGUCAAUCAAUUUAUGCUGUACAUAAACUGAUAAAAGGACGCCGAGAUCCCGCUGAACUCGAGUCCUUGAUCCUGUUGCUACAAUCAGUCACACGCAAUACAAAUAUAGACUGUUUCUCGAUACGUCUAGAUAAAUCUAGAUACAAUGCCUACCAUCAUUCUUGGAGGAGGCAUUAUCGGCGCCUCAAUUGCAUACUACUUGUCUGCGCAGAACCCCAAGGAGGAGAUUCACAUUGUUGAAUCUUCGUCUCAACUCUUCAGUGCUGCAUCUGGGUACGCAGCUGGUUUUUUGGCUAAGGAUUGGUUCGCCCCUUCUUUAGCCCCUUUGGGGGCUCUGUCAUUCGAUUUGCAUGACGAACUUGCCGUUCAGAAUGGCGGAGACAAGAAAUGGGGGUACAUGAAGGGGACGGCAUUCAGUCUUGAUGUUGCUUCCUCCAAGAAGAGCGGCGCUCGCGGAGAUGACUGGCUACGGCAUGGUACGAGCAGGGCGGAGACUGCAGCAGGGUCGGUAGAAGGAGCAGAUUAUGAGCCACCAGCUUGGUUGACGAAGCAGAAGGGGGGAAGUGUGGAGAAAAUUAGCAGUGGCAAUGACACGGUUGCACAGGUUGAUCCAUUGCGCCUAUCCCAGUAUCUUAUGGAUACAUCUAUAUCCCGCGGAGUUAAGCUUCACCACCCAGCCAAAGCCGUUUCGCUUGUCACAGACCAAGGGGCCGGCACUAUCACUGGGGUUAAGAUUUUAAACUUUAGCACCAAGAUAGGGUCUACACUUCCUUGCACGAAACUGAUUGUCGCCGCGGGACCAUGGACACCAGGAGUGUUCAAGGAACUCUUCCCCUCAUCAAAAGCAUCUUUGCCUAUCUCUCCUCUCGCGGGAUAUUCCCUUGUUUUCCGUUCUCCACGAUACACGCUCGCACGUGAACGGGAAACAUACCAAGGCCGCAGCCAUGCCGUGUUCACGACACACCCAUCGUCGUGUGGGUUCAGUCCUGAAAUAUUUUCCCGAGAAGGCGGCGAAAUUUAUAUUGCGGGCCUUAAUAGCACGGAGAUCCCUUUACCACCAAGGGCUGAGGAUACUCACAAACUCAUCGAUCCGGCAGAACAAGCGAAAUUGAGAGAUGUGACCGUCCGCCUCAUGGGGAAGCUGGCUGAUGGGCACGAAGAAUCCACCGAUGAGGCCGCCAAUAUAGAUGAUUUAGAGACUCUCCGCGAAGGUCUGUGUUUCAGGCCUGUUUCUAGCCGUGGAGUGCCUAUUGUUUCCAGAGUUACAGAUGAGUUGCUUGGUGGAGGCAUCAAGGGUGAUGUUUUCGUUGCUUCUGGCCAUGGACCUUGGGGAAUUUCGCUUGCUUUGGGGACUGGGAAAGUGAUUGCAGAGAUGAUCGAGGGACUGCAGCCCUCUGCUGAUGUGAGUGGGUUAGAGAUCUGAGGUUCAUAUUGAGUUGUACAUCCGUAAAUCUGCAUUUAUUCUGCACAUAUAUGUCAAGAACAUAAUCAUGAAUUCAAGAUAUCCCGAACCCUUGUAGAGGCCUGAGGCAGAAUAAUCUAGAUACGAUUAGUCAUCCAAAUUGCCA
Molecule: messenger RNA, 1846 nt
Organism: Monascus purpureus
Lineage: Eukaryota; Fungi; Ascomycota; Eurotiomycetes; Eurotiales; Aspergillaceae
Source: the annotation of a GenBank genome assembly